Molecule: messenger RNA, 2308 nt
Organism: Vespula vulgaris
Lineage: Eukaryota; Metazoa; Arthropoda; Insecta; Hymenoptera; Vespidae
Gene: bou
Product: U-scoloptoxin(05)-Sm1a
Exons: 4
Coding region: 86-652 (188 amino acids)
Biological process (GO): sleep; regulation of synaptic transmission, cholinergic; positive regulation of voltage-gated potassium channel activity
Source: RefSeq, a predicted model, not a curated record
UUCGUGCAUCAUUGUAGUUAGUAAUACUCGUAGGCAGCCUGUAUCUUUUUCGAUCGUAUAAAGUAUAAAAUAAAAUCGUAUUGAAAUGGCUAUUAAAGAUAUUAGGAAGAUACUUACGAUACUCGUGAUUUUUUUAAUCUACAUUGGAACAGUCCACAGUAUUCGAUGUUACCAAUGCACCAGCACGAACAACACACAUCCUUUCCAAUGCAACGAGUUCCUCACGAAUGACAUUGACAUAGAGCCAGAGUCUUGUGAUGCCAUUUUCGGAGCACAGUAUUGCGUGAAACAUGUUGGCAGAUUUGAGGCCCUGGAAUGUUACCAAUGUACAUCCGCGGACGAAUGGCAAUGCUCAGAUGGUGAAUUAAUUAAAGAUUCUCUACAACCAAUAAACUGCAGCUACAUUUACAAAGCGCAUUAUUGCAUCAAGACCAUCGGACGAUACGGAGGUGGAGUCGGUACAAAAAGAUUUUGUUCAACUUCGCACUUGGGAAAUUAUUGCAACUAUGUGCUACAACCUGGAGAUAAACUAACAUAUCGAACGUGCAUCUACACUUGUAACAGCGAUGGAUGCAAUUCUGUAUCUUCUUUAAGGCCUACAGUCAGUGUUUCCAUUAUAUCAUUUCUUUUACUCACCCUAUUUUAUAGAUAGAAAUUCAACAUCAUUAAUAAAAACAAUCAUAUUCAUAUAUCAUCAAAUUUUAUGAUAAUAUAUGACUCAUAUUUUACUAUUUAAAAAAUGAGUAAAGUAUAGUUUACAUAUAUAAAUAUUCUGGUCGUAUUAUCAAUAUUCCAUCCAAUUGUUGUCUGGUAAAAUUUCUCUGAUGAUAUUUAUUUAUCAACAAACUUUAAUUAAAUAAUAUAUGCAUUUUGAUACUUUAUUUCUAAUAAAGGUAUAAUCUUAAACUUCUUUGGCAUAUUAUUUUAUUAUAACGAGUAAUACAACAAGUAUUAAGAACAUUUUAUUGUAGAGCAUACGUGACAUGUAUAUGUGUAUUUAUAUUUACUCUCUUUAUGUUAUUUAUCUGUCUUAUAUAAUGCACAAGUAAAAAAGUAGCAAGAUUAUAUGAAUAUUAUAUUGUUUUUUAAUUUUUUUAAAUUUAUAUAUAUAUAUACUACUUUGAACUUCUAAUUUUAUAUUUGUACAUUUGAAACUUGAUAUAACUUUAUGUGCGAAUUGGAAAAAUGUUUAAAAAAAAUGUUGAAAAUUCAUUAAUUUUAUACGCAAUUUGCAUAAAUCUUUAUAAUAAUGUACUUGAUAUCCACAUAUUUUAUAUAUGCAAUACAAAUUUGUAAACAAAAAGAACUUAUGCAUGCAAUUUCAUCUCACUGUCAUAAACAUUUAAGAUUAUUUUGUUCUUAAAGCACGAAUAUAGCAGACUAUUUGGUUUCACAAUUUGCAUAAAAUGUAUAAAAAGUCUAUAUAAAGGAUACUGACGAAGUUUUUCGAUUAAAAGGCAUUACCAAGCGUUACUAAUGUUGUAAUCUCCGCACUUGUUCUUCUAAUUCCUUUAUACGAAGUUGACUGUUAGCAAGCUGACGACGCAUCAAUCGCAAUUCAUCUGCUUGACGUACAUAUGCCAAUCUAAGUUCUGCCUCGUUGUUAGGGACGUCAAUAGUUUCGAUAACUUUAUUGUUGCUUAAUGAUGUUGUUAUUAUAUUAUUCUGUAAAAAAUAGCUCUGCUUGUAAUUGACUAUACUAAAUGUGGGCCUUGUAAAGUAGUAAAAAAAUAAAUUCUUGAUCGUUUUCUUACUUGUAAAUUUACAUUGGCAAAUUUCUGUUGUAACUGUUGAAAUUUAGUGCUCUGAUUGCUGGAUGUUUUUUGACUUUUCUCCGUUAUAUUGUGUAACUCUACUGGUCUGUAAUCAGGAACAGUUUCAGUAGACAAAAAUGCAAAUUUUUUUUUAUUAUUUAAAUCUGUUGCUGGAGGUAAUAACGGUUGUUUAUAUACGCGUGGCUUGUGCGUUGAAAUACUACCACCUAUGGGAGUAACAAUGGAAAAAGAAUAAUGAUUAUAAUAUUUAUGAUUAUUAAACAUCCAUUUAAAUUUACAUUAAAAUGAUUUUAUACCUGUUUUAAGUGAUAUUAAUAUUGGUGGAUUAUUCAUGCCACUGAUCCAAUCUCUUGCUGAAAGUGCAGGACAGGUACCUAUAGUGUCAGGAUAUAAAUCUUCCUGGAAUUGAUCGCUCUAGAAAAUAGAAUAUUUUUACUAAAACAUGUAAAUUGAUAUAUUUAAUAUUGUUGUUAAGUGUAUUACUUGUAAGUAUAGGUUACAUUAAUAAACGAUAUCAAGAAAAUACAACAUAA